This is a messenger RNA of Clunio marinus, 1927 nucleotides long. Lineage: Eukaryota; Metazoa; Arthropoda; Insecta; Diptera; Chironomidae. The record is from the annotation of a GenBank genome assembly.
GUUUACAUUAUUUUGUCAGUCUGUCGUUUGUUUUCAUUCUUACCAGUCGACAUAAUUGUGUAUUUGCAAUUAAUAAUAUUAAACGAAUUUGACAUGAUCAAUUGUUAAAUGGAACUUGUUACUGUAAAAGUUCUUUUCUUUGCCGUUGCUAAAGAGAUUUCGGAAAAAACUGAAGCAGAAAUUAAGUUACAAUCGAAAAUUUCAUACACCGAAUUGAAGCAAUUUAUUUGUGAUACCUUUGGACUGGAAAUCAUUAAGCAAAACAUCAUUCUUGCAGUAAAUCAAGACUAUUGUGAAGAAGGUGACUUGGUUCUCAAAAACAACGACGAAAUUGCAGUCAUUCCUCCACUGUCAGCAGGUUAAAAUGGAUUUUCUUAAACUCACAUUUGACAAGCUCGAUCCCACUGAAAUAAGUGAGUUAGUUACACAUGAAAGUUGUGGCGCUCUUGCAAUGUUUGCAGGUACCACGCGUGACAAUUUUGAAGGAAAAGAGGUCGUUUCACUUGAAUAUAAGGCAUAUAAUGAGAUGGCAAAGAAAGAGAUGGCAAGCAUUUGUUAUGAAAUAAGACAACGAUGGCCUGAUGUUAAGCAUAUUGCAAUGCAUCACAGAUUAGGCUUAGUACCAGUAAAAGAGGCGAGUGUCAUCAUCGCAAUUAGUUCUCCGCAUCGUAAAACUAGUCUUGAGGCGCUUCCGUUUGCCCUCGAUGAACUCAAAAAGUCAGUUCCAGUGUGGAAAAAAGAAUUUUAUAAGGAAAAAGACGGCGAAGGAUCUUCUCAAUGGAAAGAAAAUCCGGAAUGUACAUGGUCGAAGCGACAUCAACUUGAUAAUCACAAUAUUUAGAAUUUAUAAGAUUUUAAUGGGUAAUGGGUGGAUUCUAUCCUAAUUAAUGUGCCUUAAAUUUCUUUUGUUUGGCUAAUGUUCCUGAUAUCUUUUGAUCAAAUAUUUAUGCAUUUAAAUUAAAUUUUAAUAACAGAAACAAAAAUAUUUACUGAGUAUAUUUAAUAAAAUUCAUCACGCAAUUUUACAACAUAAGUAUAAAAUUAAUUAGCUUUUUAAAGUGCAAUCGUGUGUUAGGAUGGAAACAUCCGGAGUAUAUAAUGGAAAACCUACAUUUAGCCUUGUUUCCGCUGGUAUCUGCAAAAAUACUUACAAUCAACAACAGGACAAAAUGAAAAGGUAGAAGAAAGUUUUUACCAUGUUGCGGUAGAUAGAUUUUGUUUAAAUUAUUUUUGAUAACAAAACUCGAAAAUUUCGUUCAGUCAUUCGAAAACACUUUAAGACAUCAUUAUCUUCGACUGCUUAUAUAAUAAUUUAGACCAAAAAAUUUCUAUGGAAAAUAAUUUUCAACUUUAAUUUACUAUUUUUUAUUCUUAAUCUCAAUUUUUUUUCUUAAUCUUGAAGCUCUAGAUUUUGCAUUUACAUUCUGGUUAUCUGUCCGGUUUGGCUUUUUUUUAACCUUGCGUUUAUCAUAGUCCAAUUUUUUUUUAAUUUUCCUGACAUUUGUAUGAGACGUUUGAAAUUCAGAAGCCAAAUCACGCAAGGUUCUGUUAGGAUUUGUCAACAGUGCUUGAUUUAACUUCUGAGCCAAAGUUUUAUCACCUGUUCCUUUUUUUCUACCGCUUCCUGCUUUUCUGUCGACAGUUCCUGAGUCUAUGAAACUUUUUAUGACUCUUCGAACAGUUGUUAGUGGAAAAUCCAUUUCCUUAGCAAACAUUGAAAGUGGUUUCGAUUUAUUUUCCACGUACUUUUGCAAAAUCUUUCUUCUACGAGCUUUUUGAUCAUCCAUUCUUUUCGAUUUUAUUUCAAUCUUUUUAUUUCUUCCAAGCUUGUGUUUCUGGUAGAAGGUCUUGACUUUCCUUUUUCGGCUUAACAGCUGAUGGUAAAAAAUGCGAUAUCAAAGCAGCGGCAGCUAUAAAUCCAAUAGGG